CUGCGGUGACGCGCACGCCCUCGCUCCAGAGAGUCACCUUGGUGAAAGAUGGCGCCGGCGAACGUGGGGGAAAAAGCACGGACCUCCCCCAAAUCCAUCAAGUUCCUCUUCGGAGGCCUUGCGGGGAUGGGCGCCACCUUCUUUGUCCAGCCCCUGGACUUGGUGAAAAACCGCAUGCAGCUGAGCGGCCAAGGCGGGCGGGCCAAGGAAUACAAGACCAGCUUUCACGCCCUGACCAGUAUCCUGAAGGCUGAGGGCGUCGGAGGAAUCUACACAGGCCUAUCCGCUGGUUUACUGAGACAGGCCACAUACACGACGACUCGCCUGGGGAUCUACACCAUCCUCUUUGAGAAGCUCACCAAGCCCGAUGGGACACCGCCCAACUUCUUCCUCAAAGCGGGAAUCGGGAUGACAGCGGGCGCCAUCGGCGCCUUCGUCGGGACGCCAGCCGAGGUGUCGCUCAUCAGGAUGACCGCCGACGGCAGGUUACCUGUCAACGAACGAAGAGGGUACACCAACGUGUUCAAUGCGCUCAUUCGCAUUACUCGUGAAGAGGGGCUCUUCACACUCUGGAGGGGUUGUGUCCCGACAAUGACCCGAGCUGUUGUGGUGAAUGCAGCCCAGUUGGCAUCCUACUCUCAAUCCAAGCAAUUCCUUCUGGGGUUAGGUUAUUUCAGCGAUAACAUCCUGUGCCAUUUCUGUGCCAGUAUGAUCAGCGGCCUUGUGACAACAGCGGCCUCGAUGCCAGUGGAUAUUGCAAAAACCAGAGUUCAAAAUAUGCGAAUGAUCGAUGGAAAGCCAGAAUACAGGAAUGGAUUGGACGUUCUCAUCAGAGUCAUCCGGCAGGAGGGGUUCUUCAGCCUGUGGAAGGGUUUCACCCCGUACUACGCUCGCCUUGGGCCUCACACAGUUCUCACCUUCAUAUUUCUGGAGCAGAUGAACAAAUUUUACAAGCAAUACUUCUUGGAUCAAUAAAAUGGUGACUCCCU
Messenger RNA from Carcharodon carcharias (great white shark), 989 nucleotides. RefSeq names its product solute carrier family 25 member 11 (gene slc25a11). The coding region runs from base 49 to 975 and encodes 308 amino acids. The record is from RefSeq and is a predicted model, not a curated record. Gene Ontology annotation, molecular function: thiosulfate transmembrane transporter activity; oxaloacetate transmembrane transporter activity; sulfate transmembrane transporter activity. Lineage: Eukaryota; Metazoa; Chordata; Chondrichthyes; Lamniformes; Lamnidae. Gene Ontology annotation, biological process: succinate transmembrane transport; malate transmembrane transport; phosphate ion transmembrane transport. The transcript has 8 exons.